AUGGAGAAUACCAACAAAUUCAAGUUUGUGAAGGGGAUACCACUCAUUCCUGAAAUCCAUGAUGUGGAGGAAAUCGAAAGGAUGUGUGAUGACUUUGAGGUUCGGGAUAAUGAUGUCAUUAUAAUGACCUACCCAAAGUCAGGAACCCAUUGGAUGAUAGAUAUUCUCAGCCUGAUCUACUCCAAAGGGGACCCCACAUGGGUCAAGUCUGUCCCCUACUGGAAACGUUCUCCCUGGAUAGAGGCAAAGGGAUUCAUUGGAAUCAUCAAGAAUCAGGUGGACCCACGGCUCCUCACUUCCCAUCUCCCUAUCCAGCUCUUCCCUAAGUCCUAUUUCACCAGCAAGGCCAAGAUGAUCUGUGUUGCCAGGAAUCCAAGGGAUAUCAUCGUAUCUCUUUACCAUUUCUGUAGUCAGGGGCCAUUUCACGCAUUAUGGUCAAACUUUGAGCAAUUCUUUGAUGACUUCCUACAAGGAAAUGUGAACUAUGGCUCCUGGUUUGACCACAUCAAAGGAUGGCUGUCCAGGAGAGAUUCAGAAAAGUUCUUGUUUGUUACCUAUGAGGAACUCCAUCAGGAUCUCAAGGCCAGUGUGAAAAAGAUUUGUCAAUUCCUGAACAAGGAGCUGAGAGAGGAAGAAAUCAACUUGGUGGUAGAGAAUACCUCCUUCCAAGUCAUGAAAAAACACAUGCUGGAAAACAAGGAACUUGUACCAAUGGAAAAUAUGGAGAGUUUCAAAAUGAUCACACUGAGAAAAGCCAAAGGUGAUAUGUCUGAACAUCGGGAAAAGACCAUGUUCAUGGCAAGGACCCAGUAUCUGAAUGGGCCCCAGUCAAGCAAGACAGUGAUUUCCUGCUGCAGGCGCAAGAUAAGCAAUAACUCUGCAUGUCCCACACAAGGUCUAAACAGGAUGUUGGCCAGGAAACUGAGGAAGGCACUUUCCCACAUUGGCACCUGCUUGCUGUUGCUCCUCAAUAACCCUUCAGUAACCCUAGGCUCAUGA
Messenger RNA from Trichosurus vulpecula (common brushtail), 999 nucleotides. RefSeq names its product bile salt sulfotransferase-like. The transcript has 6 exons. Gene Ontology annotation, cellular component: cytoplasm. Bases 1 to 999 code for a protein of 332 amino acids. Gene Ontology annotation, biological process: sulfation. Gene Ontology annotation, molecular function: sulfotransferase activity. NCBI's taxonomy places the organism in Eukaryota, Metazoa, Chordata, Mammalia, Diprotodontia, Phalangeridae. The record is from RefSeq and is a predicted model, not a curated record.